AGUGUAUGGGAGGACAAGAUGCGUGUCAUCCUUUGUGUUUUGCUGGCAACCGCCUGGAUUUUAGCUGAUGCCGACGAAGAGAGGGGCUCCAAGCUACCAUUUGUGGCUGAUUCAGUCGGUAAUACGCUACCUCCGCCGCCCAACCUGCCUGCGUCUGUUGGUAGUCCAGUCAAUCUAUUGACUCCUGAUCGCUAUGAGUUCUACACUUUCGACGAAUCCGGAGAAUUAGUGAAGAGGUUAAUGACUUUAGAAGAAAUUCAAGCUAUAGUAGCUGCCGGAGAAGAAGGAGACGGCUUAGUUACGUUUGCUAAUGACAAACAACCAACAAUAGCUUUUAAUUUCAGUCAACCGCCUUCUACUAAAAUUCACAGCGUCGUGACCAAUGUGCAAAACGUACUAAAAGCGCAAAUCGAAGCCCACAAAAACAAACCAAUGGUACAGCCAACAUUUGAUACUCCGGAUGUAUCGGAUUCGUGGAGUCUUAUUUUACCGUCGAUAUUUGGAAAUACUGGUAUCGAUAUUGUACCCGAUAAAACUUCAGAAGCUUUUACUACGCCUGAAAUAGAAACGCUAGAAUUUGAGAAACAAAACGAUCAAGACUUAGAAGACAAUUCCCUAAGCAAAGAAGGUAAUCAUCAACUAAAUACAAUUUCACAGGAAAAAGAUCAGAUUUUGGUCAACAACGAUGAGCCAGCAAAGGAACAUGUUAGUUUCGAUUCGAUUAAUAAAGCUCAUAAUAUUACUACUACUAGCACUACCACUGUUACUACCACGACAACUACUACUCCAGGUACUACUCCGACUACUACUACACCUAUUCCUACCUCUACGACUACUACGUCUAUUCCUACCUCUACUACUACUACACCUAUUCCUACCUCUACUACUACUACUACUACUACACCUAUUCCUACCACUACGACUACUACACCUAUUCCUACCACUACAACGACACCUAUUCCUACCACUACAACUACACCUAUUCCUACCACUAAACGUAAUUCCAUUCCUACUACUAUCACCACUACGGCUACUUCUACUACUAUUACUCCACCUACAACUACUAGUACAACAAGUAAGCCAACUACAACAACAGAAUUUCUAAAGACGACCACAAAUAAAGUAGUGUCAACAAUUAAAAAUAAAAUAACAAAACCUACCACAAUAACCACUACUAAAAGACGUACAACUACAACUUUUAAACCAAUUACAACAACAACUUCAGCGUCAGAAACAACUAAGUCUAGUCUGACGAAAAUCACUACCGUGCAACCAAUACCAACUACAACAACGAAAUAUUCAUCAUUAUCUAGUAUAAAUACUGAUACUGAAGAUUUUAUGCAACAAAGAACCACUGAAAAGGCAAUUUCAACUACACAAAAUAUAAGUGAACAAAAAUUGAGCACUUUCAUUCCUAUUUCCACAAAGAACUACGUAACUGAAAGAACAACACAGAAACCAGUUGAAACUACUAAAUCUACAUUCAUCACCGAUCAGAACGCUCAAAUGUCAGCUUUAACCACGAAAGCAACAACUUCUAAACCACUAAGCAGUACAAUUAGUUACAGUUCUUCUACAAGCAAUGACUUGGGAAGAAAUAAUGUAACCACGUUAACUACACAGUCUGUAUCGCCUUCUACAGGAGUUUCGUCAACUGAAUUUUUGGCACCAGAAAACCCUACUAUAUUCAAUAAUUUCUUAAGCAAUAAUAUCCCUGUAAGUACAAAUGAACAUUUUAACAACAAUGAUAAUGAACCAAUGAUACCAUUAUUCGACGUGGCGCAAAGUAUUAGCCAGAUUGCCACUGACCUUGGCAAUAAUUAUCAACCUAUGCCGACUGUUACGAAUAUGCUUGAUAACACUAAAAUGGAGGAAGACGGCUUGGAGAGCAAGGAAACAUUGGAUAUUGAUAUACCAACAGCAACUGAUAAUGAAAAUAACGUAAAACCAAAUAAUUCGACAAAAACAGAUGAAAGUAAUUUCGUGAAAAUUUCCACUUUAAUUCCCGAAUCUGAAAAGGAUGACAAGUUUAAAAAUACCGGUGAUUUUGACUUUAGUAAAAGUGAAGUAGUCACAGAUUCAGCUACUGAUUUGAUCACAACAAUCUCAGAUAAUGCUACGUUCGAUCCAAUUAUGAAUGAAUCGAUUGACGAUUUAUUAUCACAAGUUUCAAAUGAAGUUCUUCAGCCCAUCGUAACAUCAGAUGUAAAUAGCCUAAAAACUACUACCGUUGAAACAAGUUUUGAUACAACAACUGACUUGAGUGAUUCUGAAGUUGUUACUUCAACAAUAGUAGCUUUAAGUACUGAAAUACCAACAAGUACUCAGCCUACUGUAGAUGAAAUGACAAUUGGAAAUGAGAUUCCUACCAACAGCUCACCAGAAGAUACUACUGAUCGCAAUUUUGAAAAUGAAAAACAAGAAAUUUCAGAAAAUAUUGACGAAGAAAAGUUCGUUCAAAUUUCUGUUUCUGGAAAUAACGAUUCCCAAAAACCAAAUGAUGACAUUUCACCUGAGAAAGUCGAAAAAAUUGAAGAAAAUAAAGAUCAGGAGCUAACGACCACAGCUUCAACUCAAGAGUCAACUACAGUAGUAAUCACUACUAUUGAAACAUCUACUGUAGCUAGUAAUACCAUGAUUAAUUUGGCUAUAGAAAAUAAUACCAAGACAAAUCUUAAAGAAAAAUUGAAUAAAAAAGAUACAGAAAAGCAAAAUGACGCAAAAUACGAGCCAUUACCAAAAUUUGAUGAAUUUAAAAAGAAAAUUCAAAAAGUAAAUAUUGCAGAUGAGGAAUUGGUAAACGAACGAAAUAGUUCUUGGAAAUUGAUUCCUACUGUGUCUCCUUCUAAAGGGGAUGAUAUUUCAAAAGAAAGUAACAAGCUAGAAAAUAAUUAUGGCUCUGACAAUAAUGAUAAUAAAGACAUUGUCUUAGAGUUUUCUAAAGAAAACCAAGGAUUAGAAGUAACAACAAAAGAUUUGGGUGCUGACGUUGCUCAAUUUGUUGAAUUAUGUAAUGAACUUGCAUUUAGAUACUGGAAUGUAUUGGUAGAGAAUAUAGAUAAAAAGAGAAGUUUUGUUCUGUCACCUUACUCUAUAACUUCGAUGCUCGCUAUGAUGUUUAUGGGAGCUAGAGGCGCUACGUCUGGAGAAAUGAACGAGAUACUUAAAUUAGAUGACAUGGUAACAUUUAAUCCUCACUUUACCUUAAAAAAUAUUUCCGAUUCGAUUGAAACAAGUCCAGAAUCUGGAAUAAUUGUAUCAGCAUUUAUAAGAGAGCUGUACAGUGAUAGAACCAAAGGAAAGAUAUUGACUUUCUAUAAAGAAAGGGCGCAGCAUUUCUACAAUGGGCAUGUAGAAGAAGUUAACUUUAAAUUGAUAAGUGACAUUAUCCGACGUCGAACUAAUCUACUUGUGAAGAGAUACACUUGGGGCAAGAUAGCAGAAUACAUGAAAACUAACAGCAUUGUUAUGCAACCCCCGCUAGCUGCCUUUUCAGCAAACAUAUAUCAGACGGAUUGUACUGGCACUUCAACGGACGGCAGAGACGGCGAGAUGUAUUUCGUGGUAUCGCCCAAUGUGCGUCAACGUCGGCUCGUUCCGGUGCCUGCUGUAGUUUAUAAGAAAGGAUUUUUGGCUGGCUACGAUCCUAUUCUGGAUGCUACAGCUGCUGCGUUAGGAAACACCAACUCCAUAGUUAGCACCUUCUUCCUAAUGCCUGGUCAACAAGGAAACGUUGUUCAUGGUGAGGACUUAGAAAGACUGGAACGGAGACUUUUGGAUGCUAGUCCUUCCACUCCCUCUUGGAAUCGUCUUCUUAGAACACUGCUACCUAGAAUUGGAUUAGAGCUUCAGAUUCCAAGAUUUUCGCACAAAUCAGUUUUUAAUGUUUCAUCAAGCUUAAGGAAAAUGGGAUUAAAAGAUUUGUUCGAUGCGGACCAUGCUGAUUUAGGAGGUCUUAAUGGUCCUUCAAAGGACUUGUUCCUUUCUGACAUGAUACAAAUGACGAGCUUUGUGACGUGCGGUGAAGGAAUCAUCGGUGAACAACAUCAUGUUGAGGAAUAUCCUGAAACUACCCGUCCUGGACAAAGGCGUCGUACUUCAAGAUGGGCUAAUUAUUGGGACGAGCCUAGGGAUUAUCAAAGGGCUUUCCAUGACCCCCAUGACGUUGGAGACGCAAUGAAUUUGCCGCUGCAUCUUCGUCCAAGACAGGCCCGUUUACCAACAAGAAGCACUCAACCAGCCAGAUUAAAAUUCGACAGGCCGUUCUUAUACUUUGUGAGGCACAAUCCUUCGGGUAUGAUAUUGUACGUAGGUCGUUAUAAUCCAAGGCUCCUACCUUAAAGUCGGAAAAUGACUAUUCAGUUAGCUUAAUGAAACAUUCCUAUGAGGAAAGUGAUCGAGAUACUGGUGCGUGUGAUAAUAUUGCGAAAGUUAUUGAGCAUUUACGUGACAGUAUUAGUGUGUUUGGUGCAUUGUACGCUUUUAAUUGUAAGAUUGUUUACAUCAUUUAUUCGAUAUUUCUUUUUAGUGUUAAAUGACUUUAGUAUAUUUAGAAAUAUUAUUUGUGGGGAUUUAGAAUAAUUGUGUUAUAAACGAAUUGGGUAUGGCCAUGAUUUCCAUUACAUUGCACAGCCACUAUGUAUCUAUUCCAAUUUCAUUUUAGAUUUGUAUAAAUAAUGGUACUUAGAAAGGAUUUUACUGUAGUUUUUUCUUUAAUUGUAAUUACAGUUAAUGCUUAAUAUAUUUAGGGUAAUUGGAAUGCACUGCAUUUUGUGAAUGGAUCGAAAAACGUAAUAAAGUUCUUUA
Messenger RNA from Bombyx mandarina (wild silkworm), 4806 nucleotides. RefSeq lists its product as uncharacterized. The record is from RefSeq and is a predicted model, not a curated record. Gene Ontology annotation, molecular function: serine-type endopeptidase inhibitor activity. NCBI's taxonomy places the organism in Eukaryota, Metazoa, Arthropoda, Insecta, Lepidoptera, Bombycidae.